AUGGACGUUUUCCUCUUGACCACAUUCGUUCACGAUAAAUCACUGUGCCCGGUGUUCGCUUGGUGCUUGAAAAAUCUUUUAGCAGUUGUUUGGGGUGCUCAAGUGAUCCAUUGGAAUAUGCUUAUGGGAAUAUCGAGGCUCUGGUGUGUGCUGGCAGUGAUCUCGUUCAAAAAGUAUCUGACUUCUCGAAUGAGAUUGGUGAUCUCGUGCGUUGUUUGGGGUUUUAAUGGGAUCUUGUGCUUGCAUAUCUUCAUCUUCGUUGAUUGUAGAUAUUGGCCAAUGGCACGACAACGUCUGCGGAAAAUCGUAUAUCGAAAAGAGAAAUCAUCAUCCCGAGCCGAUCAGUCAUUACACACUCUACAAACGAAAGAAAUCGUCACUCUUUAC
This is a messenger RNA of Mesorhabditis belari, 387 nucleotides long. The record is from the annotation of a GenBank genome assembly. Lineage: Eukaryota; Metazoa; Nematoda; Chromadorea; Rhabditida; Rhabditidae.